Messenger RNA from Durusdinium trenchii, 423 nucleotides. The record is from the annotation of a GenBank genome assembly. Lineage: Eukaryota; Dinophyceae; Suessiales; Symbiodiniaceae.
AUGAUCGCCUGCAACGCUGCCAUGACGCUGGCGGAGUACUUCGGUGAGGAGGGCGGGGAAGGUGUGAUGCUCUGCGACUUCGAAGCGAUGCACGAUGUGUGGAACAUUUUGGCUGAAAUGGCCGGCCAGGAACGAUCAGCUCGUGGUUUGAUCGUGGAUCCCAAGGAGGAACAGUGGGUACAGAUGCAGGGCACAGUCAUCCGUGAGUCGAUCGCCGAGCGGCGGAAGUUCUGGUUCCGCAUGACGAAUCGUGCGAUCAACGAGGCUGGCAAAGGUUCGGCCACCUUGUUGGGAUGGCUUUGGGAACAAGAUGGCAGCCUGCAGUACCGCCAGCAGAAGAUGUACGAGAUGAAGCUGGAGCAGAUUGCAGAGAUCACCCGCAUUUCGGAUGAGAUCAGUUUCUUGGCAGCGCUGAAGCAAUAA